GGCGCCACAAUGCCACUGGCGGAGAUUCGAGCGACUCGAGCUGGGCUUGCUUCCUUUGUCGCAGCACUGUGCUGCUCGGUCCUGGACCUCCUCAGCUUUGGGAGAAAGUUAUGGAAGGACGAUGUUUCUUCCACACGAUUGUUUGAAGCCCGGGGUUUUCUGUUCAGACAGUGUCUGGAUUCCAGCUGAGUCAGGACCAGAUUCCGGAAAUGACAAAUGUUCUUUGACUUUAGCGGAUCCAUUGCUGACGAUGGCCGGCAACUUCGGUCUCUACAGCCUCUGCGAUUGUUGAUUGUUCGGAUGUUGUGUGUGGAGAUGGCUGAUGACGACGGGGCAUUCAUGAGUCCGAUUGUAAUUCGAGGUGAUGUGCGGAACUUGAGGUCACAUUCCUUCAGUCAUGGCCAAUUUCUGGCCAGUGAGUGUAUGCUCUCUUGUGGGAUUAAUUCUGAAUGCCUUAAUACUAUUAUCAGUCUCGAUUCGCUUGCUCUAAGGACGGAUUUUGUGUUGUCGUUCGAGGUCUAACAAAAGGGUCUGUUGUAAGGCUACUGAAGGUGCUGUACACAAGGUCUAUUCUGCUCGUUUUCAGUUCAUUGCCGACCAUCAAUCAGAUAUUUUGUGAGAAAAUUCUGGGCUAGAUUUUAACCUUGGCUUCUAGUGCUGUGAUAUGUGAAACUGAGAUGGGCUACAUAACGAAAGUAAGCUUCAUUGAAUCAGCGCUUUCAAGUGUAAGACGGGCUCCGUCCACUCAUUAGAGCAAUAUGACGAGCAUUGGCGAUAUGGCGUGAAGCUUAGUAGAUAACGUCUUGUCAAUUUUCCGCUCUGGCUCGUGGCACCUCGAAUAUCAGAUUCGCUUCGGUACGUACAUCAAUCAAUCCAACGCAGAAGACCAAACAUUGUUACACAUCGGGAGGACAUUGAGAGACGCAGAGAGCCAAGUGCAAAUCUGCGAGCCAUGAACGUAAGUGCCUGAAUCUGUGCCAUGUCAGGUACAAUUAAAAUUGCGGCAGCAACGACCCAAUUCGUGCUAUAAAUACUUCACAAAUGAGCCCUCCUAAGGCCAAGUGGAUAGCAGAGACCAUGAGAAGACCCACCCAAAGUUUGUAAUCCAUUCUUUCACUGGAAUACCAGUUUAGUUGUUUAUUACACACAUUUAGCAGCUGAUAAAUC
Marchantia polymorpha subsp. ruderalis is the source of this 1167-nucleotide messenger RNA. NCBI's taxonomy places the organism in Eukaryota, Viridiplantae, Streptophyta, Marchantiopsida, Marchantiales, Marchantiaceae. The record is from the annotation of a GenBank genome assembly.